UCUGCGGAGAGACAAGGGACGCGGUUCUGAACUGCUCUUAGUUCAACGCUCUGGGGAGCAAAGCUGCCCCGGAACAAAACAUUCCGUCCGUUAGCGGAUGUUUUCCCACACUGCUAACGCUUCACCUACGUUUCACGUGCUGCAAUAGGGAGUUGUUUGGCUUUCUCUUGCCAAAUGAAACUCCCGCAUCACCAGCAUGGCCACGGCAAUGCUGGAUGGGCGUUUUAUAGACGUUACACGAUUCUACAGUGUUACCAAACUCUGCCGUUGGAAUUGGGUCCAUCCUUUUGAAACGCCCCGUAUUUUAUCAACAGGGAGUGAUAAAAACACCCACAGCCCCGCACCCAUAAAAACCCCUUUUUCUAGCCCAAAAUUCAAUGUGCAAAUCCAGCGUCAAAAACCAACGGACACAAAAUCCCACGUUUGGAUUUGGGGCUUAUUUGGUAUUUUCUAGAGGUUAUGUCAAGCGCGUUCUUCAGCAACAAUAACAAACCGUGUUCAUUUUUGGCAACCGUGCUGUUUUCUAUUCAUAACGGUUGACCAGCCCCACGGCUCUUUCUGCACAAACUGCCUCCGUAAGGAAAGGGAAAACCCCAAAAUUACUGAAUUAUUGUCAUAACAACCCCGGCAAGAGCUGGUAAAGCCCUAAACGUGACUGAUUUUCCUGCCUUCAUUCCACAGCGCUAACAGGACACACAGAAAAGGAGAAAUGCUGAAAGCUCCUUAUUCUAGUAUCUUUAUCUUAAGGUGGGUUUUGUUUCUGCCGCAUCCCCACCGAACCAGCUCUUGGACCUUCAUUUCCUGCAGGUCCGACCGGACAGUUCUAGAAAGCACCAAAUAAAUCUCCGCGAUCCAUCGAAUCAUCUCGGCGUUUCAAUUUGGCUCCCAUCGUGUUCUGUGGCAAAAAAUUCCUGCUAAACCCAGUUUUAGUGAAGGCUUUUGCAACUUCCAAAGCACUCUGCUCCGUUUUCAAUGGCACCGCAGCGUCUCCUCCUCCAAAAGGACAGAACCGUGCUGGGUUUAUUCCAGUUUGGUAGAAAAGAUCUUUGUUGUGGUGUGAUGCUGAUUUAACUGAAACAAAACCAGCUUGGAUGACAUGGAAUUAUUUCGCAAUGAGUGCAAAAGGAUUGAAAACGUCCUCUUAAAGCUGCUGUUUGCCAAUUGUACCUAACGGUUAAUGGUGGCCAAUGAUUAAAUUAUGACGGCGCGUGGCUCUUGGAUUCCAGGAAACACAAAGGUGCGCCCCGGGAUGUCGCUCUCGCUGAAGAUGCUGCCGUGUAAGAAGAGGCGAGCGGCGGCAGCCGGGCCGCAGAGCCCGCGGGAGGACGGCGAGCUCCCCGCCGCCGCUUCCCCCUCAGCGGGCGCUCCCGAUGGCGGCUCCUCCGCCAAAGCCGCCCCGGCAGCCCGGGCCGGCGUGUGGAGAGUGCCCGGGGAGGCCGCGCUGAAGAGGCCGCCGGGCAGCGCUCCGGAGGCGCCGGGCGCCAGGGAGGCCUGUGCCGGGCCCCGCGGCCCCGACCCGGCGGCGGACGGGAGAGCGCCGAGGCCGUUUGCAGAGGCGGAGGCGGCUCCGCAGAGGGACCCGUGCCCGGCCGAACGCGACCCCGCGGCAGCGGCUCCGCCGAGGGGCCCUUUGCCGGCCGCCAGGAGCCCCGCGGUGAAACCGCCGAAGAGCGGCAGAGCUGAGGAGCAAGAUGGAGAGGACAUGGAGAGAAGGAAGAGGAGGAGGAAGGCGACCAAACGGAAGAGGGAAGGGAAGAGUCAAGAGAAGGAGGGCUCUUUGUCUUGCGACAUCAAGCUGGACGACACCCUGGAUCGCACCUUAGAGGACGGAGCCAAACAACACAACCUGACGGUCGUUAACGUGCGGAACAUCCUGCACGAGGUGAUCACCAACGAGCACGUGGUUGCCAUGAUGAAAGCGGCCAUCAGCGAGACAGAAGACAUUCCUCUGUUUGAGCCCAAAAUGACUCGAUCCAAACUGAAGGAAGUUGUGGAGAAAGGAGUGGUGAUUCCAACGUGGAAUAUUUCUCCAAUUAAGAAGGCAAACGAGGUGAAGCCCCCUCAGUUUGUGGACAUUCCUCUCGAGGAAGACGAUUCAUCUGAUGAGGAAUACCAGCCUGAUGAUGAAGAUGAGGAUGAGACCGCUGAAGAGAGCUUAUUAGAAAGCGACGUGGAGAGCACGGCUUCUUCUCCUCGGGGCGCCAAGCGGUCCAGGACGCGGCGAUCGUCAGACGAAGAGGGAGGGGCGCUGUGCGAGAUGGAGAAGGCGCCGCCGCUCGUCAGACACAUCAGCGCCGAAGUGGUUCCCAUGGGGCCCCCCCCGCCGCCCAAGCCCAAGCCGAGCAGGGACAGCGCGUUCAUGGAGAAGCUGCACGCCGUGGACGAGGAGCUGGCCUCCAGCCCCGUCUGCAUGGACUCCUACCAGGCGCUGGACGACAGCCUCAUCGCGUUCCGCACGCGCUCCAAGCGCCCGCUCAAGGACGUGCCGCUGGGGCAGCUGGAGGCCGAGCUGCGCGCGCCCGACAUCACCCCCGACAUGUACGACCCCAACACGGCGGACGACGAGGACUGGAAAAGAUGGCUGGGGGGGCUCAUGAACGACGACGUGGAGAACGAAGACGAAGCGGAUGACGACGACGACCCCGAGUACAACUUUCUGGAAGAUCUGGACGAGCCAGACACAGAAGAUUUCAGAAACGAUCGCGCCGUGAGAAUUACCAAGAAGGAGGUGAACGAGCUGAUGGAGGAGCUGUUCGAGACGUUUCAGGACGAGAUGGGUUUCUCAAACAUGGAAGACGAGGGUCCGGAAGACGAAGAUAACGUGACGGAGUCCCGGCCGAACUUCAACACGCCGCAAGCGCUUCGGUUUGAGGAGCCUCUGGCCAAUUUACUGAACGAGCAGCACCGGACGGUGAAGGAGCAGCUGGAGCAGCUGCGGAUGAAAAAGUCGGCGCUGAAACCACCCCAAGAGAUGGAAAAAUCCAAACCCGCGAGCGAGAAACCGCUGCAGAGCCUGGUCCUGGACCCCGCGCAGCGCCGGAGGCUCCAGCAGCAGAUGCAGCAGCACGUUCAGCUUCUGACUCAAAUCCACCUCCUCGCAAGUUCCAACCCCGCGCUGAGUUCAGAAGCCGGGACCACCAGGAUGUUUCUGAGCGAGCUGGGGAACUUUGCGCGCAGCUCCACGCUGCUGCGCCAGCCCUUCCAGCCGCGCUUCCAGACGGCGUUCCAGCCCUGCAACCUGCCGCCCGCGCUGCGCCUGCUGCAGGACUUCCACGCGCACGUCCCGCCCGACUGGAGCCCGCGCAAGAAGAGCGCCAACGAGUUCCCGUGUUUGCCGAAGCAAAUCGCGUGGAUCCUGGCGACGAGGAGAGUCUUCAUGUACCCGGAGUUAUUACCCAUCUGCUCCUUGAAAGCGAAUCCUCCCCGGGACAAGAUCAUCUUCACCAAGGCCGAGGACAAUUUAUUAGCUUUAGGUUUGAAACAUUUUGAAGGGACAGAGUUUCCCAAGCCGCUGAUCAGCAAAUACUUGUUACCGACCAAAACCGCCCACCAGCUGACGGUGCGGAUCAAGAACCUCAACAUGAACCGGGCCCCCGACAACAUCAUCCGGUUCUACAAGAAGACGAAGCAGCUGCCAGUUCUGUUCAAGUGCUGCGAGGAGCUGCAGCCCAGCGAGUGGCGGGCGCCCGUGGAGCACGAGGAGCAUCGCCUGCCCUUCUGGCUCAAGGCCAGCUUGCCCUCCAUCCAGGCAGAACUGAAGCGCUUGGCAGAGGACGCCAGGGAGACACCCGCUUCUCCUGCUGCGGAAUCUGCCUUUCUGGGGACGGGAAAGGAAGCUCCCGACGCGGAGUGUGACGAUAAGUACCCUCUGCUCGUGCCGAAAGGACUCGUGCUGACGCUGAAGCCCCUCGCCAACCGCUUCUCCCGGCGAGCGUGGAGGAGGCAGCGAUCGUCGGCGCUCAAGCCCGUCCUCAUCCGCCCCAGCCCGUGCCUGCAGCCCAACCCCAACGCUCUCAACGUCCAGAAAACCCUCAAGCUGUCGCAGUCGGAAGCUCCUCCCAGCAAAGUGAUGGUUCAGAUCCCCCAGCUGAUCCAGACGGUGUCGGGGGUGCAGCCCCUGGGCGUCCCGGCCGUGCUGGGCAACGGGGACACCUUGGAACUGCAGAGCGUCCUCUCCGCUCCGCAUCCCGACUCCAGACAAACCAUCUCCACCACCGUCCCGCCCGCUCUGGUCUCCAAUCCGGUCGCUUUGCAGCCCAAACUGAUGCUGCCGGCUUUAGCUGGAGCAAAAAUGCGCAAACCUUGCGUUCGGAAGGGAUACCAAAGGAAAAAAGGGACAAAACCUGCCCCGCUGAUCAAGACUCCACCGUUGAUCCAGCCGUCCCCCGUCAUCCUCACCGUACCCGCGACCACAGUCAAAGUGCUUAAUAUCGGCAACGGCUGCAAUAUGAUCCAGCCCAUAAAUCCGACGGUGGGGCGAGGCCCUCAGGCUAUUCCGGUUACGACUUUAUUGGUAAAUCCAUCCACUUUCCCCUUAAACCAGCCGCUGGUCACGUCUUCAAUCCCUUCCUUGAUAGUCUCUCCUAACCCUGUGGGUCUGUCUGCGUCGCCUGGGGGUGAAAACGAAGAGCAGCUCAACCUGGUUCCUCCCUGCGCUGUCGGCAGCAACAAACCCGUGAAUCCCGCGGCGGAGCCCAAGGCCGAACCGCCCGAGCUCUACGUCCCCUGCUCCCCCGACACGGAUCGCGGCGCAAAUCCCACCAUUUCCAACCAGGAGAAGGUAAAUCAGAGCGACUGCUGCGGCUGGGCCGUGGCGGGAGGAGACGCCGGCGCUCCCGAGCCGCUGCCCGUGGAGCUUCUGCAUCGUUUAGACGAUGAAACGGUGAAAACCGAGCCUGGAGAGCCCAGCGACGCCACCAAGGAGAUCAACCCGGGACAGAAGCGGGAUCUUCUACGCACCGAAGAGAAGGAGGAAUUCGUGCUGGGUCUCGGGCAGGAGCUGAACGUGGAGGCGGCGUGUUCGUGUUCCGACCCCACCGAGAUGCAGAAGGAGCGGCCGCCGUGCGGCGAGCGGGGCGAGGAGGAGCGGGCGGCGCCGGCGUCUCCGCGCGGGGAGCACGCGGACGCCGCGGCGGGAGCACAAACGGGCUCCCCGAGGAACCCCCCGUGUGCCGCGGAGCCCGAGGCGGAAUUCAGCAGCCCCCUGGGCAGACCCGAGGACUCGUCCAGCGUCGACGGGCAGUCGGUCGGGACGCCGGCCGGGGGAGAGAGGGAAGGGCAGGAGGAGGAGGAGGAAGACGACUUUGAUGAUUUCACGCAAGACGAGGAUGAAGAAAUGUCGUCGGCUUCGGAAGAAUCGAUUCUUUCGGUGCCAGAGCUUCAGGAGACAAUGGAAAAACUGACGUGGCUCGCAACAGAGAGACGCUUGAGCCAAGAAGGAGAUUCCGAAGAAGAGAAUUCGCAGGAAGAGAACUCGGAGCCCGAGGAAGAGGAGGAGGAGGAAGGGGAAGGAGCAGAGAGUUUGCAGAAGGAUGAGGAAACGUCUGGGGAUCUGUCGGAGGAGCCCAAAUCCGCCUUCCCGCUGAGCACGGCGGCCCCGCAGGUGGAGGCGCUCCGGGCGCCGGCAGGAGAAACCACGAAGGCGCCGGGGAAGGGCCGGAGCUCCCACAGGACCAGGAGCAAGAGGGGCCGGAAUCGCGCCAGCAAAGACACGUCCAAGCUGCUGCUCCUGUACGACGAGGACAUCCUGGAGAGGGACCCGCUGCGCGAGCAGAAGGACCUGGCGUUCGCACAGGCCUAUCUGAGCAGGGUGCGCGAAGCUCUGCAGCACGUUCCUGGGAAGUACGAGGACUUUCUGCGCGUGAUCUACGAGUUCGAGACGGGCGCGGACAAACGGACGGCCGUGGAUCUGUAUUCCACGCUGCGCAAGCUGCUGCACGAGUGGCCGCAGCUGCUCACGGACUUCGCCGCCUUCCUUUUGCCAGAACAAGCUCUGGAGUGCGGGCUGUUCGAGGAGCAGCAGGCGUUCGACAAGAGCCGCAAGUUCCUGCGGCAGCUGGAGAUCUGCUUCGCCGAGAACCCCGCGCACCACCAGAAGAUCAUCAAGGUCCUGCAGAGCUGCGCCGACUGCGUCCCCCAGGAGAUCGCCGAGCUGAAGACGCAGAUGUGGCAGCUGCUGAAGGGACACGACCACCUGCAGGACGAGUUCUCGGUGUUCUUCGACCACCUGCGGCCCUCGGCCAGUCGCAUGGGCGACUUCGAGGAGAUCAACUGGACCGAGGAGAAGGAAUACGAGUUUGACGGGUUUGAAGAGGUUUCAUUGCCGGAUGUCGAAGAAGAGGACGAACCCCCCAAGAUGCACGCGGCCUCCAAAAACAAGAAGCGGAAAGAGAUGGGAGGGCAGAGCAACGACAAGGAGGUCGAGUGGGCGGACGGGCCGAAGGAAAGUUCGUGUUCGUGUUCGUGCCACGACGGGAGCGGCGACCUCAGGCUGAAGAAGAGCAAGCGCCGGAGCUGCGGCCACUGCGGCGCCAAGGCGUGCGAAACCAGGUUUUAUAAGAGUAAAGAGUCCCAGGAGCUGCCGGCGAACGUCGCUGCGCUGGAGUCGAGUCCUCGGAGGGACCCGGGGCCCUGCGGGGACGCGGCGGACGAGGCUGCGGAGAGCAGGAAGGCCCCGCGCAAACCCGAGGCCGCAGGUUGGCACCCGGAGGGGAAGGUUCUCCCCGGCAGACCCGAAAAGGCCGCGCCGCCCCAUCCCCGCGGCCACGAAGGCGCCAGCGCAGCCACGGCCCAGGACGGUGCCGCCCGGAGCCCCGCGGGGCCACCGGCACAGCAACCCGCUCCCACGCCGCCUCGGGAACCCAGCGCCGCGGGGCCGGACCCGCCGGGGAGCAACCGCGAUCCCCCGGGGGCUUCAGCACCCCCCGGCGCGAGCGCCUGUCGGACCGAAGGGCUGAACUCCGAUUUACCGCACCAUCUCGGCUUCGGCGCCCGGGAACUGGCGGCGGCGCCUUCGCCCGCGGGAGGAAACGCCAAAGCGAAGGGCCGGACCCAACCCGGCGGUUCGGCUUUUCCAGAGGGCGGGUUGAGGCCGAACGGCCCCGGGCAGCCGGAGCCCAGGGACGAGGAGCAGCCGCCGCCGCGCGGCGCCGAACCCACCGUGUGCGCCAAGAACAGCACCGUCAGCUCCACCGGCGAGAAGGUCGUGCUCUGGACCAGGGAGGCGGACAGAGUGAUCCUGACCGCGUGCCAGGAGACGGGCGCCCACCCCGACACCUUCCGCGCCGUGUCCCACAAACUGGGCAACAAGACGCCCGGUGAGGUGUCGCGGCGCUUCCGGGAGCUGAUGCGGCUGUUCCACACGUCCUGCGACGGCAGCUCCGAGGACGAGGAGGACGCGACCAGCACCAGCAACACGGACCAGCUCUCCGACCGGGACCUGCUGCUCUCCGAGGACGAGCCCGACGACUGAGGCGGAUUUUCCCCCGGGGGAUCGUCCCGUUUGCUGCUACGCGGGCGCCGCGGAAGAGGAAAACACGGUUGCACAGGGCUUUUCCACUUCCGCUUCUCCCUUAUCAAACUCAUGAAUGAAGGAGCAUUUGUGGGGCAAUAACGUCCCGGAGAAGAGCAAAACGAGAGGAGGAACACGUGGAUGCUGACGGGACUGAAAAACCCUGUAAAUAUUGUACCAUAAUGCGAACAAACACAUCAUUUUUGGUUUCUAAGUUUCCCCCCGUGGUGAUUGUACGAGCAGGAUUCUGUAUUUAUUGUGUGGUUUUAUUCGAACAGGUGGAGCAAAUUCA
Molecule: messenger RNA, 7802 nt
Organism: Columba livia (rock pigeon)
Lineage: Eukaryota; Metazoa; Chordata; Aves; Columbiformes; Columbidae
Product: GON-4-like protein
Exons: 32
Coding region: 1199-7471 (2090 amino acids)
Biological process (GO): regulation of DNA-templated transcription
Cellular component (GO): nucleus
Molecular function (GO): transcription coregulator activity
Source: RefSeq, a predicted model, not a curated record